AUGGAAAAAUUCACCAAUUGGAGAGACAAGGGCACAGGGAUUGCACCCUUUGUACCUACGCCACCUCCUUUGUCGCAAGAGAGGGGCUUGACAGGAGCUCUCAACAACUUGAAAUUCGUGCUGAAAGCCAUAUGUGUGCUGCCUCUGGUGCUUGUGGCUUUGAUUCUGCCCGAAUCUAUCUCCAAAAACAUAUGGCCGACCAUUUUGAAAGUACUGGUCAAUUGGAGCUCGCAAUUGACAACUCAAGGUGUAAAGAAGCGGGACCAACGGGGAGAAUUGCCUACCGCUGACAGCGGUAUCUACUUGGCGAAUUGUAGCAGUCCUUUUGAUGCGGUUGCAUUGUGGUUCUUAGCCCAGGGCCCCGUCGCAUUUUGCGUGCCAUUGGGAAACGGAAAGCAGUCUCGAAUCGUUCAAUUGGGUAUUUGGCAGUUUUUACAGUUCGCUCUCAAUAACGGGCAGUUGCGCCAAGAUGAGUCUCACUUUCAACAAAUUAAGACUAAGUCUCAAUUAAAAGGCCACGUUGUGUAUUUGUUCGCUGAAGGUACGACUUCGAACGGAAAAAGUGUGCUACCUUUUGGUCUAACACAGGAAACAUGGGAUGAAUUCUUGGGCCAAAAAAGCAUAAAUACCGCAAGUUCUACGUCUUACAGCGGUGACAAUAACAACAGACAAGUAGCUGCUGAUGUCAAGGUUCACGCCAUACUUUUGAAAAUCAAUAGCUCUCUCACCACGCCUUUGAAACUUGAUAAAUGGAAAUAUUUGGUUAGAGCUUCAGCCCAGGGUGUCAGCUACAAGUGUAGAAUUAUCAAAUCGGUAGGUCCAGAGCUGACAAAAGCGCGUGCAGCACUUGUGGGCGGAGAUAAAUUUCGGCUCGUUGGCAAAGAACUGAACACGGAGUCCAAACGUAAAUUUAUCAAAGAAUUUGGGAGCCGUAGACGCUAG
Molecule: messenger RNA, 942 nt
Organism: Lachancea lanzarotensis
Lineage: Eukaryota; Fungi; Ascomycota; Saccharomycetes; Saccharomycetales; Saccharomycetaceae
Gene: LOA1
Product: LALA0S01e08152g1_1
Exons: 1
Coding region: 1-942 (313 amino acids)
Molecular function (GO): acyltransferase activity
Source: RefSeq, a predicted model, not a curated record